Acanthochromis polyacanthus (spiny chromis) is the source of this 6095-nucleotide messenger RNA. It is a transcript of the gene il1rapl1a, whose product is annotated as interleukin 1 receptor accessory protein-like 1a. Bases 921 to 3068 code for a protein of 715 amino acids. The transcript is spliced from 12 exons. The record is from RefSeq and is a predicted model, not a curated record. Lineage: Eukaryota; Metazoa; Chordata; Actinopteri; Pomacentridae. Gene Ontology annotation, biological process: negative regulation of exocytosis; signal transduction.
CUGCCUCUCCUCUGUCUCCCUCUCCUUCUAUCUCUUCUCACAAGUGAAACCCCCUUUCUCUCUCUCUCUCUCUCUCUCGUUUUUUCCAGCACAUGCCGUUCCGUUGAAGCUUGGAGCUGAGUUAUAGAUGUCUGCCGGAAUUUCUUCCCCCCUCAUCCAUUCCACUGUGUAAUCGAUGGAGACGACAGAGUGCAGGUGCAGCCGCGGCGUGUGUUAGCGGCAGCAGGGGGACGGCGUGUGGUGCACUAGGACCGCGGAGAGAUUCUGCUCGUCGUGUGCAUUGCAACUACAGAGCUAAAGCUGUUGGAGGAAACCCCCCAUCGGAUCUGGCCAUUAUAUCCAUACAUUUCUUUUUCCCAUCUCAUCCACCGCGGCGCCGCUGAGUGGGGAUCGCACCAAAACCCAGCGCGUCCUGGAUGGUCAAGCACCCUGGAGAGGAUUAGUAGAUGAACGCGAUUUGCGUAAAAGUCAGCUGUCAGGUUUUUUUUUCUUCUUUUUUUUCCUUUUUUUUUUUGGAACAAGAAGGUAGGGGAGGGUUGGUCAUUUGGCAGCUUCGCCCCAACUCGUUUGACAUUGUUUUAUUGGCUGUAGUAGAAUCUUUUUUUCUCUCUCUUUCUACCCGUCAUCCGUUUUAUUUCAAGCGCGCAAAGUCACAUCUGCGUAGGAGAGAGGCGCUUGGCGCACUUCUUCCCCAAAGGACAAGAGACAAAAAUCUCCAUUCUUCUGUUUGGAUUUAAACCGGACGACUGGCUGAAUGGGUGACCUCGCUGAAACACAGACUAUCACCAGCUUGCGCCCACUGUAUGGAAACGUGUUUUCUCUAUUGACCCGGAGUUGUGAUGUCCAAAGCCACUGACUGACAAACGGCGUCGUACCAUUUUGGAAUCGAGUUGAAGGCUGUGAGGACGGGGGAGGGGAAGAUGAGACCUCCCAGCCCUCUGCUGAUCCUGCUCUACGUCACCCUGUCCAAGAGUGUGAAGGUGGUCUCCAAGAGAGGCUCAGUGGAUGGCUGCACAGACUGGUCGGUGGACUACCUAAAGUACCGGGUGCUUCAGGGUGAGCCGGUGCGACUGAAGUGCGCACUCUUCUAUGGGUACAUCAGGGCCAACUACAGCCAGGCGCAGAGCGUGGGCCUCAGCCUCAUGUGGUACCGCAGCUCUGGCCUCGGCCACAGCGACUUCGAGGAGCCCAUCUCUUUCGACGGUAUGCGCAUGAGCAAGGAGGAGGAUGCCAUCUGGUUCAGACCUGCUGACCUUCAGGAUGUGGGCCUCUACUCCUGUGUGCUGCGGAACUCCACGUACUGCAUGAAGGUGUCCAUGUCUCUGACUGUGGCAGAGAAUGACACCAACCUGUGCUACAACUCCAACAUGAGAAAAGCUGAGAAGGCAGAGCUGAGCAAGAGUAAAGACAUCCUGUGUCCUGACAUAGACGACUAUGUGGAACCUGGCAAAGACCCAGACAUCGUCUGGUACAAGGAGUGCCGUCCCAAGCAGUGGCGUGCCAGCAUCAUCCUGAAGAGAGACAUUCUGUCUAUCCAAGAGGUAAAGGAGGAUGACAUUGGGAAUUACACCUGUGAAAUCCAGUUUGGUGGUUUUCUAGUCAGAAGGACGACGGAGCUCACAGUAACUGCUCCUUUGACCGACAAGCCGCCAAAGAUCCUGUUUCCCUCGGAAAGCAAGAUUACCAACAUGGAGCUGCAGCUAGGAAGCGCUUUGAACCUCACUUGCCGGGCGUUCUUUGGCUACAGCGGUGAAGUCAGCCCGCUGAUCUACUGGAUGAAGGGGGAGAAGUUCAUAGAGGACCUGGAUGAAGAGCGAGUCCAGGAGAGCGACAUCAAGGUUGUCAAGGAGCAUCUUGGUGAACAGGAAGUGGCCAUUUCUUUGACUAUUGACUCUUUGGAGGAGGAAGAUUUGGGAAAUUAUUCUUGCUAUGUGGAAAAUGGUAACGGCCGUCGCCAAGCUACCAUCCAGCUGUUCAGGCGGGCAGAGCUCAUGUACACGGUGGAGCUGGCAGGAGGGCUGGGAGCGAUCCUGCUGCUACUCAUCUUCCUCAUCUCCCUCUACAAAUGCUACAAGAUAGAGCUGAUGCUGUUCUAUAGGCGGCACUUUGGCAGCGAGGACGUGGACGGAGAGAACAAGGACUACGAUGCAUAUUUGUCCUACACCAAAGUGGAUCCGGACCAGUGGAGUCAGGAGACCAGGGAGGAGGAGCGCUUUGCCCUGGAGAUCCUCCCCGACGUCUUGGAGAAACACUACGGCUACAAACUCUUCAUCCCAGACCGGGACCUCAUCCCAACAGGAAGUCUCACCAAUGAGCAUUACCAGGAUGACACACGACUCUUUGGAGCUUAUAUUGAGGACGUGGCUCGCUGCGUGGACCAGAGCAAACGCCUCAUUAUAGUCAUGACACCCAACUAUGUGGUGCGACGAGGCUGGAGCAUCUUCGAGCUGGAGACGCGUCUGCGCAACAUGCUGGUGACCGGGGAGAUCAAAGUCAUCCUGAUCGAGUGCGCCGAGUUGCGCGGCAUCAUGAACUACCAGGAGGUGGAGGCCCUUAAACACACCAUUAAAACCCUCACUGUCAUCAAGUGGCGCGGGCCCAAAAGCAACAAGCUCAGCUCCAAGUUCUGGAAGCAGCUGCAGUACGAGAUGCCGUUCAGGCGCACGGAGCCCAUGCUCACACAUGAGCCGGCGCUGGACGUCAGCGAGCAGGGCCCGUUCGGAGAGCUGCAGACCGUCUCCGCCAUCUCCAUGGCAGCGGCCACCUCCACCGCCAUGGCCACCGCCCACCCGGAGCUGCGCUCGACGUUCCACAACACCUACCACACCACCAUGAGGCAGAAACACUACUACCGCAGCUACGAGUAUGACAUACCCCCGGGAGGGACCCUGCCACCCCUCUCCUCUCUGGGGAACCAGCACACCUACUGCAACAUCCCACUGACACUGCUGAACGGACAGAGGCCUCCCGGAAAGAGCCGAGAACACAGCCUGGAGGAGGCACACGCCAACAACGCCAUGCUGCCUCUGCUGCCCAGAGAAACCAGCAUCUCCAGCGUCAUCUGGUAAUGAUGAGCCGACUAAGCCUCAGCUUUAGGAAGAUCAGUCAGGGUCAGACACGCUUAGGCUCAGUCUGGUAGUUCUUAGGAACACAUGUAGAGGUCAUGAUUAUGGCAAAAAUAAAUAAAUAGAAGUGUUUUGGAUCCAUUUGGCUCCAGUCAUUGUUAACUGACAGCAAAUAACGGAGACACAGCAGGUUUUUGGACACGGUUUCCCUUGUUUUUCAAGUGGACUGCACGUCUUUUCCAGAGGCUGUUUUCUAUGAGGAACUACAGGGGAUAUAAUGAAAACACUGUUUCACUGACUAGCGAGAAAACGGACUCGCGAGAACUCCACGUUAAAGAAACACUAUGGCAAUUGUGCACACACAUGCAUACACAUACACAAAAAAUGUGCAUACAUACAAACAAAAGGAAAACAGGGUCUGUACAUAUAUUUCAAUUUAUUUGUAGCAUCAGUGUUCUCCUGUUUUGUUCUUUUGUUUGUUUCACUCAAUCAUGUCUGUUGCCUUCUCUACUGUAGGACUUUGCUUUAACUUGUUAUACAGAGUUGUAUAUUUUUUCUUGUUUUCUCCUUUCAGUUUGGUUUUAUUCUUAUUUUAACACGCUUGUUUGGAGAGCCAGUAUGUCAUGUACCUGCGCCGUUGUGUUCUUUUGUUUGUUUUCUCGAAUCUUUGUGUAGUUUAAGAGAACAUUUUUUCAAACUUUUGGAAUUGCCUGGACAUUUCAGGAGCUUUGAAAGAGCUGAAACCUGUUUUUGUUUACCUGUAAAGGGUGUAUCUAGUUUAAAAGGAAACUCUCUUUUAAAAAAUCAUAGAAUAUGCAAAAAGAAGGAGGAGCUGGCAAAAAUAUACCGUCCUGUGGGACCGAGAUGGAGGACUGGCUGGGGAGAGGUGCUGGUCCUCUCCAAUCAGACACACCGAUAGACUGGCAGAUCUCUCUCUAAAGCUUCAUAUUUUCUAUUGAAACAAACAGCCUUGCUGUUUUAGAGUGAUAGUGAAAUGCCUCACCUUAAAAAGAAAUCUGUAGAUUAUUUUAAAAAGAAUUCUAUUUUUAUAACAGAAAAGAGUUUGCUUGAGAAGUCAUACUUAUUUGCAUUUCAUCUUCCAUAGAAAGAGGAUUUGUGUAUAAGUGUUAUGCCGGUUUUGUACACUUGCAGUGUGGUUCCUGGUUUGUUAAGAGAUUACGGUGGCUUUUGAAUCCCACAUGACAAAAUAUGUCCUCUACUGUUCUAGAUUCAAAAGUGAAGCAUUUUCAAUGUUUUGGUUUUUAAAACAUAAUAUUAUUCCUAUCCUAAUAAUUCAUUUGGUUCAUAUGGAUAGUUCAUGUUUAAGGAAAGAAAAAGAAUACAUUUGUGUUUUGAAAGACUUUUUAAAUAUAUUUGAAGGUGUGAUUUUUGAGUAUGCAUAGCAAAUAGAUAUGUAUUCUAUAUAUAAUAUAGAUAUUUAUAUAAAUAUAUAAACACAAUUUUCACUUGGAAAGAAAUGUCUAUCUUUAUAGAAACACAAUCAUUAUCAGUUGCCCUUACUUUCUCACUGCACAUUAAAAACAUUGAUUUCCUUUUGAUGUUUUCUUUUUGCGUCCAACUUUAGCCGUUGGUAAAACACUUCUGAUCCCACUCUGAUAGUCAGAUUAAGCAUCAAUCACCAUUAACUAUGACUCCUUUGAUGAUCCACUGUGUGUGAACACGUGAAUUGGAAACCGUUAUCCCCCUGAAAAAUCUGGCACGGGAAAAAUCAAACAGCUGUGAUCAUCUCCGAGUCCUGUCGAAAUGUCUUUGAGCAAACCAGAACUAAACUGUGCCUCCGACAUCCAACUGCUUCUGUAGUAAACUGCACCACAGUACUUUAGUAUUAGGAGACAAAUGGAAAAGCAGUGUCCGUGUGUGUGCCGUUUUAUUCUCUGUCCUCUAAGAGAAGCUUAGGAAAUGUGCUUUGCAAACAGCUCAUUGUGUUCUAAAAGGAGAAUCAGAAGGAGUUCAUUUUAAGAUAUGAACUAUUUAUAUUCCUCUCUUCCAACGAAAACCGCCUCAGUUACAGCAAAAUAUCGGUGCAUCGUGCGAGGGAGAAAGGCCAGCAGUUUUCACAGCAGAUGUUUUGGCUUGUCACAGCAGGAAAAGCACAGGUGUAAGUCAUAUAAUUAAAAAAUAAGGCUGCAUUCCAUUUAUGUGAGCCAGUUCCAGGAUCCUUGUGUUGUGCAGUCUGGAUCACCGUUACUUCUGACUAGGACACUUGAUGGAACGGAGUUAAUUAAAUUUGCCUCAUAUGUGCUUUUAAGCUCUGACAAAUCAAGGUGUCAGUCAUGAAAUGAGUCUAUGAUGGAAAAUGCACUGAUAUAUACGUUUUUAAGGCUUUGUGGAGUAAAACAUUCACCAAGUAAGCAGUAAUUCCCCUGGUUUGAAACUGGCUGGAGAAUUUUUGUUGCGUGACAUCCUGUCUGCUCUCCCCCCAUGUUUCCCUGUCCAUCUCUGCUGUCAGAUAGACCCAGAAAUGCCAAGAGAAGAUAAACCUUUUUUAAAAAGAAAAAUGAGGAAAAAAAAGAACAUGUUGAUGUAAGAAACAUUUGGCUUAAAGCCAAAGGAGUUUCAUUUGAUGCCUGACAUUUGCUCGGCAACACAAACACACCGGUGGGUGAGACGCUGCCAAACAGUGCCAUCUCCUGGGAAUAAACACUACCUACAACGCGUGUUUGUGAUUGAACACUGGUAAACACAGAAACAGAAAGCAGACUUACUGAUGUCUGCCAACCCCAGGAGAAAACAGAGAAAAACAGAAACUGGGGCAGAGUAAAAAAAAAAAAAAUGUUAAAAAAAAGACAGGAUGAGGCUAAGUUAAAGGCAGAGGAAUGAGGAAUUGAGUUAAAGACAGAGUUUGUCACCAUAAAACACAAGGCUGUGGACAUUUUUUUUUUGGUUGGAGUCGGGGUGCACAAAAAGGGCUGGGAUGGUUUCAGACUAUGCAAACACAAGGAACACCGCUGUUAUAUCAGUACCAAUAAAUAAAAUAAUAAAUGGGCCGCAACCGCUCGCUGGAGUUUA